AUGGGGUUGGUUUCGUCCGACAGAGGCCAAGGAGCGCUGCCGGAGCACCACAACAUGAACAUAGAUGAGCUCCUAACGUCGGUGAUGGGCGCAGCCGGCGGCCAGCCGAUGCUGCACAGGAGAAAAUGGUCGGACCUGCCGGAUCAGCAGAUGAUCGUGCAUGAAUUCGGGGAAUCGGCUGCGCUGGACGAAUUCCUGAUCCGGUCCGGCGGAAUCAACCUUAAUGCCCCGGCGGCGUCGUCGUCGAAGCUUUUGGGCGUGGAUCCGGUGGAGGUGGUGCAGAGGCAGCAGCAGCAGCAGGAGCAGUGGCUCCAGUACCAAUUGCACGCCAACCAGCAGCAGCAGCACAAUUUGGCGAUGCUCAGCGCGGGCCUUCUGGAUUCGGCGGGGCUGGCCGAGGCCCAGCAGCUUCUUAUGCAGGCAGCGCCGCAAGCGAUGGAUCACUCCUUCAUGGAGUCGAGCGCCACCAGCGAGGCGCCAAAGGCUGUGGGGAAGCGGUGCAUGGACGAGAGGAAGCAGAAGAGGAUGCUAAAGAAUCGAGAGUCGGCGGCACGGUCCAGGGCGAGAAAGCAAGCGUACGUGAGGCGGUUGGAGGAAGAGCUGGAGCACUUGAAGAAGACGAACCAUAUGCUCCGGAAGCAGUACUGGUUCUUCACACAACCUGCAAACUGCAAUUUAGAAAGAACCAAGGGGCCAUCUUCAGUCUGA
Messenger RNA from Zingiber officinale, 708 nucleotides. RefSeq names its product ABSCISIC ACID-INSENSITIVE 5-like protein 7. NCBI's taxonomy places the organism in Eukaryota, Viridiplantae, Streptophyta, Magnoliopsida, Zingiberales, Zingiberaceae. The coding region runs from base 1 to 708 and encodes 235 amino acids. Gene Ontology annotation, biological process: positive regulation of DNA-templated transcription. The record is from RefSeq and is a predicted model, not a curated record. Gene Ontology annotation, cellular component: nucleus. Gene Ontology annotation, molecular function: DNA-binding transcription factor activity. The transcript is spliced from 3 exons.